Heterostelium album PN500 is the source of this 2748-nucleotide messenger RNA. RefSeq lists its product as uncharacterized. The record is from RefSeq and is a predicted model, not a curated record. The transcript has a single exon. NCBI's taxonomy places the organism in Eukaryota, Evosea, Eumycetozoa, Acytosteliales, Acytosteliaceae. The coding region runs from base 1 to 2748 and encodes 915 amino acids.
AUGGUGAAUUUUAAUUAUUUUAUAAUUCCAAGAGUAUGGAAAAACUUGUUUGCAUUGUUCAAUCUGACCGAUGAGAGCUACUAUGCUUUUAUCAAUGCCGAGUGGCCACCAACACUAGAUAGCUCCAGACAGAGCAUCUUUGAUUCAAAAGAAGGUCUAUACUCUCUGCGAUCGAUACUAUCGGAACUCAUCAAAGACAUUCCUUUUGUCAAUCAGAAAAUAACUCUUUCCCAGGAGUUCAUCAUAGCACUACAGUUUUGUGAGCAAGAGCAAUUCGUAAACUUUCAACAUUUCAUAGAGUGUUCUUCAAAUACACUAAAACAAUCAACAACCAUUGAAAAAGAAGAUGGAAAAGAAGAUGGAAAAGGAGAUGGAAAAGAAGUUAAUGAUAAUGAAAUAGAUCCAAUGUUAGUAGAUAGUAAUACAACUACAAAAUCAACAAAAACUAUUUGGUAUGAACAAACAUAUUUUCCUCUUGAAUAUGAAGAAGGUGAAAGGAACUUAAAAGAGCUAUGUGAACAUCUUGGAAUUGGCAAUGGAAAAGAACAACGUUUGAAACCAAGAGAGAUUGCAAAGCGACUACUGGAAUUCAAUAGACAGCUUAUUAAGAAGAUUGAAGAUGUUAUCGAUAUCUAUAGAUUGGAGGUCGUAGAGAGAAGACAAUGUGCAAGGAAGCUACUAUCAAAGUCAAAUGAAAAGGUUGAACCGACAAGACUCACCAAAGUACUGCAACUCUACAAUCCUGAAACAUUUAAAUUGAUGAAAUACAACUAUGAUGAUAAUGGUGAAUCGAAUGCAUUCGAACAGAUGAAAAACCAUUAUAGUGACAGUCCACAAUUUGAUUGGUCAACAGUGAACAAUAGUGUCUUUACGAUACCACACAGGGUGUGUCAAGCGUUAGAGGAAUUCAUGUCGCAUCUCUACGAUCUUACAGGUGAUCAGCUGGUCAAUAUCGACUUGGAAAAGUACGGUGUCUAUGCAGGCGGCGAUCUAGUUACUAAAGCACUGGCAUAUUCGCAGAGCAAUAUAUUCGAUGUUGCUAGAGCGGCAUCGGUUGAACUGACAUUGGAGUUGUUUGUUGUCAAUCAAUUCUCGUUGGUAGAUGCACAGUCACGUGUUUCUCAAUUGGUCGACGACCUCGUCGCACUUUCCAAUGGCAACGGUCGGAAGUACUCAGUGUUUGAUUCGGAACAAUCGAUUAUCCUUCGUUCACAAAACGGCUAUGGUAAAGCUGAUCAACUAGUUCCAAUUGUUAUUCACAAGAAUGUGUAUCGCUCGCUCUACGAGUUGAUAUUGCUGACUGAACUCGAUAGUAAAGCAGUCUACUUUAGCGGUGCCAAUGUAUUCCUUUCCUAUAGGACGGUACGUGCUAUCAAGUUGGGAAUAAACACCUACACCUUUAGUAUGUUCACCUCGGACUACUAUCAGGUGGAGUUGUAUGAGAAACUCGGUUAUCAAGCUUGCCAAUUUCCUCAGAAAUAUAAGAAGCGACCGCCACGUGUCAAUCAUAUCGAUCGACUGGAAAUGACCAGAGUGGCUCGAAGGUCGCGUGAGAUCAUCGCUGCUUUUGCAUCGUCGACAUUCCUCACUAAUGAAGUCAAAGUGAUUCCCUAUGAUAACGAUAAGAUUGUGUUGUACUUUGCAGGUAGAAACUCAGCUGGGUUGAAAGCCAGCGAUUUACCUGCAUUCAAAGAUUUCCAGUGGCGUGUAGAUAGACAACAACCAUUCGAUUAUCAAUACUUGGAUCAAACAUGUCAUGCUUGCAACAAAGAGAUAUCAAUGAUUCACCUGCAAACAAUAGCAACGACAACUCCUUCUACUUCAACUUCAUUCAUUUGCAAUAGAUGUAAUUGGCUACAACAAAACUACGAGGCAAAGUUUGCAUCAGUCGAUACUAAAUCAUCAAAUGUUGUACUAUUAGAUGUAAAUGAAUCUUCUGAACUUGGAUUCCUUCCGGUUCUUUUCAAAACUCAAACACGUAUAAUCAUAGCAACUAAAUAUCCAUAUCUAAUGAAAAAACAACUUGCCAAUGUAAUCAAUUCGCUACAACAACAGCUACAGAAACUACCAGCAAUUGUUAUUUACUACCUGGAUCCAGAAGUUGUGAACCGUACCAAUAAGUUUAUCAGUUGGGUGUACAACACCUAUAGGAAAAUCGAUGUAUUUCUUUAUAAUCUGUCGCCGCUCGACUAUCUUGAGUAUUGUCUAUCAGAGGAGAAGGAACGAGUCACCAGAGAGAUGCAUACAGAACAAUAUGCUCUCAAUAUCACCAUUGUGAAUGGCGAAUCAACACCGACCAAGACUGGCAAUACAAUGAAACAACUCUCAGCAAAGAUAUCUAAAUUCGACUUCCUAACACUACAGACACUUGCCUUGAUGGAACCCACACAGAUCAUCGAUCAAAUUGCCAGAGAGGUCAAAGAAAGAAGCGAUCGUAGCAUCACUGAAAUGAAUUGUGUUAUCAUAUUCUCAAAUCUAUGCUCAUCUAAAAGCAGAUUGUCAUUCCCAGAAGAUCAAGCAAACAACCUAAGAGAUUUAAUUCAUUCAAUGGCAAUUCAAUUACAAGAACAACAAAUAUACUUAUAUAAUCUUGAAUCUACUUCAACAUCAACAUCAACAACAAACGCUACAACUACUUCAACAGAAAAAACAGAAUCGUCAUCAGUAUCAUCACAUCGGAUUCUAAAGAUUAUCUAUAGUAAAUUAACUAAUACACCUCUUUCCAUUUCAAGAUUACAUAUUAAAUAA